This is a messenger RNA of Tauraco erythrolophus (red-crested turaco), 2275 nucleotides long. Lineage: Eukaryota; Metazoa; Chordata; Aves; Musophagiformes; Musophagidae. The record is from RefSeq and is a predicted model, not a curated record.
AAAACCCUCUUCUCUUUUCAGAAACUUUUUUGCUAAAAGGACAAAGGAACUCAAACCUGCUGUCCAAAGUGCUCCUGGUUGGAAGUUGUUUGGAAAAGUCCCACCCAGGGAAAACCUUCCGAAAGAUUCCAAAAUUAUUCAGCAGGAAUAUGAAGCACGGACAGGAAGAAUAUAUAAACCUCCACCCUCAUCAGCAAGACGUAAAAAUAUUGAAUUUGAACCACUUUCAACUACUGCUUUGAUUCUGGAGGAUCGACCAGCAAAUCUUCCUGCCAAAUCAGUGGAGGAGGCUUUACGUCACCGACAGGAAUAUGAUGAGAUGGUGGCAGAGGCAAAAAAACGAGAAAUUAAAGAAGCACAUAAAAGGAAAAAAAUAAUGAGAGAGCGUUUCAAGCAAGAAGAGAAUAUUGCUAGUGCUAUGGUGAUUUGGGUCAAUGAAAUACUACCUAACUGGGAAGGCAUGCGUGCUACCCGAAGAGUUCGAGAGCUGUGGUGGCAGGGAUUACCCCCAAGUGUACGUGGGAAGGUUUGGAGCCUAGCUGUGGGAAACGAAUUAAAUAUCACUCCUGAACUUUAUGAAAUCUUCUUGUCGAGAGCUAAAGAACGAUGGAAAAGCUUCAGUGAGACAAGUUCUGAGAAUGAUAUAGAAGAUGCAGCUGCAUCUGUUGCUGAUCGUGAGGCCAGCCUGGAGCUAAUUAAGUUGGAUAUAUCACGCACAUUUCCAUCCCUGUAUAUAUUCCAGAAGGGUGGCCCUUAUCACGAUCUCCUGCAUAGUGUUUUAGGAGCAUAUACAUGUUACAGACCGGAUGUGGGAUAUGUACAAGGGAUGUCCUUCAUUGCUGCUGUGCUCAUUCUCAAUCUGGAAGAGGCAGAUGCUUUCAUUGCCUUUGCUAACCUUCUAAACAAGCCAUGCCAGCUGGCCUUUUUCCGUGUGGACCACAGCAUGAUGCUGAAAUACUUUGCAGCCUUUGAAGUAUUCUUUGAAGAAAAUCUUCCCAAAUUGUUUCUUCAUUUCAAAUCAUACAGUCUUACUCCAGACAUAUAUUUGAUAGACUGGAUUUUUACACUCUACAGCAAGUCAUUACCACUUGAUCUGGCCUGUCGUGUCUGGGACGUUUUCUGUAGAGAUGGAGAAGAAUUUUUGUUUAGGACAGGGUUAGGAAUCCUUCGGUUGUAUGAAGAUAUUCUCUUACAGAUGGACUUUAUUCAUAUAGCACAGUUUCUAACAAAACUUCCAGAAGACAUUACAUCAGAAAAGCUUUUUAGUUGUAUUGCAGCUAUUCAGAUGCAGAAUAGUAACAAAAAAUGGGCACAGGUGUUUGCCUCACUGAUGAAGGACAACAAAGAAGGGGACAAGAACCAUAGCCCAGCGCUGAAAAGCUAAUUGUUGUAAUGUUGAGGUCAACUGAAAAUGUGGAGAACCACUUGAUGACAAAGGAGUUUUCACAUCACUUCUAUGUGGAAAAGCACUGUAGAAAAUGUGAAAAUGAAAUGGAAAACCAACACAGCUCUCAGUGGAGUAAUGAACUGAUGAAAUCUUCACCCUUUUGCCAGUAUUAGCUUUUGUCAUGGGAAGAUUUAUUUUCACACAGAAUACUAAAACCUAUGAAACUGAGAGGUGGAGGAGUUCAUAUUUAAUACUUUAAAAGAAUUAGCUCAAUGCAAUAAACAUUUGUAAUAACUUCUGUUGGUACUUUAAAAAAAUUUUGAGGCAUAACUUUUUUUACAAAUACCACAAAGGCACUUUUUUGGGGGGAUGAGGGAAAUGCUAAAUCUUAAGGCCCCAAAACUGCUAUCCAAACCAAAUGCUUUGGUACAAAUAUUACCUCCAAAAUUAACCAUUUGAAAGUAAUGAGGACCAAAUAAGGUUGUUUGGUAUGUUUUUUGUGCAAGAUGGUUAAAACUUGGGAAGGGAUAUUGUCUUAUUUACUUGUUUGUUUGUUUUUUUUUUUUUUAAGUUGCAGCUUCAUUCUUCAGUCUGGGCGAAUGUAAUUAACUCAGGAACUGUGGAAGUAUUGUGCCCAAACCUGUUAACAACAAAAAUCAUCUGAAUUUUGAAAGUGGUAAGAUCAGGGCUGCUCUUUUCAGAGUGUACAGCUUUCAAAUCAAAGUGGUGUUAAGCAUUUGUUUUGGUGUAUUGGUUGUGCAGCUUAUUAAAAAUGGAGUGGGUAUUCUGUGAAAGGGUUUUGCCACCAGAAGUUUUAUUUUGUCGAGCCAUUUCCAACUAAGAAAUACUUGUAUGUCACGGUGAACACUAGAAACUGACAAAGCUAUC